Neoarius graeffei (lesser salmon catfish) is the source of this 3799-nucleotide messenger RNA. RefSeq names its product AP-2 complex subunit alpha-2. Gene Ontology annotation, biological process: clathrin-dependent endocytosis; intracellular protein transport. The transcript has 22 exons. Lineage: Eukaryota; Metazoa; Chordata; Actinopteri; Siluriformes; Ariidae. Bases 147 to 2972 code for a protein of 941 amino acids. Gene Ontology annotation, molecular function: clathrin-cargo adaptor activity. Gene Ontology annotation, cellular component: membrane coat; AP-2 adaptor complex. The record is from RefSeq and is a predicted model, not a curated record.
CGCGAGCAACGAGAUCUCGGCGUGACACCGGAAAUGCAGAAGAAGAAGAAAAAGAAGCAGAAGAAGAACAUCGGCGGCCCCAGCUCAGCUUCACCGUCCUGCUUGUUUUCGAAAACAGACUCUGAGAUAAACAGUAAUUAAGAAACAUGCCAGCGGUUUCUAAAGGAGACGGGAUGCGAGGUCUCGCCGUUUUCAUCUCUGAUAUCCGGAACUGUAAAAGUAAGGAGGCAGAGAUCAAGAGAAUAAAUAAAGAGUUAGCCAACAUUCGCUCCAAGUUUAAAGGAGAUAAAGCUUUGGAUGGCUACAGUAAGAAGAAAUAUGUGUGCAAGCUGCUGUUUAUUUUCCUGUUGGGGCAUGACAUUGACUUCGGCCACAUGGAGGCGGUGAACCUUCUCAGCUCCAACAAGUACACUGAGAAACAGAUUGGCUACCUGUUUAUCUCAGUGCUGGUGAACAGCAACAGCGAUCUGAUCCGCCUCAUCAACAACGCCAUAAAGAAUGACCUGAGCAGCAGGAACCCCACCUUCAUGAACCUGGCACUGCACUGCAUCGCCAACGUGGGCAGCAGAGAGAUGGCCGAGGCGUUCGCUUCAGAGGUGCCGCGCAUCCUGGUGGCAGGAGACACAAUGGACAGUGUGAAGCAGAGCGCAGCUCUGUGUUUGUUACGGCUCAACCGGACGUCCCCAGAUCUGAUCCCCAUGGGCGAGUGGACGUCCCGUGUGGUGCAUCUUCUCAAUGACCAGCACCUGGGAGUGGUGACGGCAGCAACGAGCCUCAUCAUCACUCUGGCUCAGAAGAACCCGGAUGACUUUAAGACUGCCGUGUCUCUGGCUGUGGCCAGACUCAGCAGGAUCGUCACGUCAGCAUCCACAGACCUUCAGGACUACACGUAUUACUUUGUAGCAGCGCCGUGGCUGUCGGUCAAACUGCUCCGCCUACUGCAGUGUUAUCCACCACCAGAGGAUGCAGCGAUUCGUGGACGCCUAACCGAGUGCCUGGAGACGAUUCUGAACAAAGCACAGGAGCCUCCCAAAUCCAAGAAAGUGCAGCAUUCCAAUGCCAAGAACGCAGUGCUGUUUGAGGCUAUCAGUCUCAUCAUCCAUCACGACAGUGAGCCGACCCUGCUGGUGCGAGCCUGUAAUCAGUUGGGCCAGUUCCUUCAGCACAGAGAGACGAACCUGCGGUAUCUGGCCCUGGAGAGCAUGUGCACACUUGCGAGCUCAGAGUUUUCCCACGAGGCUGUAAAAACCCAUAUUGACACUGUAAUCAAUGCACUAAAGACUGAGCGCGAUGUGAGUGUGAGGCAGCGUGCUGUAGAUCUUCUCUAUGCCAUGUGCGACCGCAGCAACGCCAAGCAGAUUGUCGCGGAGAUGCUCAGCUACCUAGAGACAGCCGAUUACUCGAUCAGAGAAGAGAUUGUGUUGAAAGUGGCCAUCCUGGCAGAAAAGUAUGCAGUGGAUUACACGUGGUACGUAGACACCAUCCUGAACCUGAUCCGCAUAGCCGGAGAUUACGUAAGUGAGGAGGUGUGGUACCGAGUCAUUCAGAUCGUCAUCAACCGAGACGAUGUGCAGGGAUACGCUGCGAAAACCGUGUUUGAGGCCCUACAGGCUCCAGCCUGUCAUGAAAACCUGGUAAAAGUGGGCGGCUACAUUCUGGGCGAGUUUGGAAAUCUUAUUGCCGGAGACCCGCGAUCAAGCCCACUUAUUCAGUUUAACCUCCUCCACUCCAAGUUCCACUUGUGUUCAGUUCCCACUCGGGCUCUGCUCCUUUCGGCUUACGUCAAGUUCAUCAACCUUUUCCCCGAGGUGAAGGGCACCAUACAGGAGGUGCUUCGUUCAGACAGUCAGCUGCGUAACGCUGACGUGGAGCUGCAGCAGCGUGCUGUCGAGUACCUGCGCCUCAGCUGCAUCGCCAGCACCGAUAUACUGGCCACAGUGUUGGAGGAGAUGCCGCCUUUCCCCGAACGAGAAUCCUCCAUCUUGGCUAAGCUGAAAAAGAAGAAGGGGUCAGGAACAGUUUCCGAGGUGGACGAAAGCCGAAAAGAGCGCAAUGCUAACAUUAAUGGGAACAGCGAUCACACCACGACUAACGCAAAGGUGAACUCUUCUCCUCCUUCUGAUCUUCUGAGUUUGGGAAACAGCACAACUCUGAACUCUGCCACUCCUCCAGUGGCGUCCAACACGGGCAGCCUGCUGGUGGACGUCUUCUCCGAAAACCUGCCUUCAGCCACUUUCAGCUCCUCCACACCCAUCAUCGAGGAAAACCUCUCCAGGUUCGUGUGUAAGAAUAACGGUGUCCUGUAUGAGAACCAGCUGCUGCAGAUCGGCCUGAAGUCUGAAUUCAGACAGAACUUGGGCCGCAUGUACGUGUUCUAUGGGAACAAAACCUCAACACAGUUUGUGAAUUUCUCUGCCUCUGUGGUGUGCCAUGAUGCCCUCAGUAAUCAGCUGAACGUUCACACGAAAGCAUCUGAUCCUGUAAUAGAUGGAGGAGCUCAGCUUCAGCAGGUCCUCAACAUCGAGUGCUUAGCCGACUUUAUAGAUGCUCCAGUGCUCAAUAUACAUUUCAGGUAUGGAGGCAGUAUACAGAACAUCUCCGUUCGACUUCCUAUCACUCUCAACAAGUUCUUCCAGCCCACAGAAAUGACGUCUCAGGAGUUCUUUCAGCGCUGGAAGCAGCUCAGCGCUCCUCAGCAGGAGGUGCAAAAGAUCUUCAAGGCCAAGCAUUCCAUGGAUACAGAGAUCACCAAGGCGAAGAUUAUCGGGUUUGGAACAGCACUGCUCGAUGGAGUCGACCCGAAUCCUUCUAAUUUUGUUGGUGCUGGUGUUGUACACACAAAAACGAUACAAGUCGGCUGUCUGCUGAGAUUAGAGCCCAACACGCAAGCACAGAUGUACCGGCUUACACUGAGGACUAGUCGAGACACUGUGUCCCAGAGGCUGUGUGAGCUGCUUUCAGAACAGUUCUGAUGGCUGCUGUAUCCCAUCAGGCCGUGCUAGCCAAUGAGGACGGUCCUUCAUUUCCUCUCUGUGAGCGUAUAAACACUCCUGCACUUCCCUGACCCACUCCUGAUGAUCUGAUGUAGCUCAUUUCACAUCUAUCCUUAUAUACAUCACUAUUAACUCUGUGUACAGUGUACAUGUCCCAAUGAAACCUUUAUUUUUUACUGCCACAUAUAAGUGACCUUUUCUCCCCCACAUUUAGCUUGGCUAAUCCUUGUCUGCUUAAAUCAGGCCUUCAGAUAUAUAUAUGAGGCUUUUUUACAACGAUGAUGAUGAUUAUGAUUUAUUUCUACCAUUUUGUUACACGCCAAAUGCAGACAGAAAAUUGUGUAUUAAAAGAACGGGGAGUGAUUAUCGUAGCUGGACAGAACUCCAUCGUGACUGAUGUUACAUUGAAUUGAAUCCAGUCGCUGAAACAAGUGCCUUGGACUAGUACAGCUGGAACUCUUAAGUCCUGUGGAGUGUUCUGGAGAGGAGAGAUUUCAGUGUUUUAUUGAGCUCAUUUAGAAUAAAUCAGUUCUCAGGGGACAACAGCCUAAUUCUUCUUUUCUGAAGCGUCAGUGGAAGAUCUACAAAUGUAAAUCAGUAACAAGUGCUUUGAAAGUGAUGAAUUAAAAGUGCUUGAUCUUUAAACCACAUCAUGGCUUGGGCACUGCCAGAUCUCCACGUGCCUUCCACUUGUGUAUUCCAUCCGACUGUUGCCCUGUGACUGUGUGUCUGUUGUCCACAUCUGAGAGCAUGUUCUCCCUACUUUCAGAUGGGUUUUUGCCAAUUAAACUACAAUAUGACACUCA